AUGUCACAUAUAAAAAGAAGAGGACAAGUAGCGCAAUUACCUGAUUUAGAUGUAAUAAAUGGAGAUGCUCCAAUUCCUCCAACACCUACUCAAAACAAUCCUCCUCCAAGAAUGCGCUCUUUUUCAAGAGGACGUGGAGUUCCUGUAACAGAGGCUCCUCCAGCUGAAUUAGCAGCUCAGCCAGUCGCUGCAGAAAAACCUGCUCCAGCAAAACCAAAACAAAAAGAAUAUACAGAUGUCAAUGAUCUGCCAAACAAACUAGAAAAAGAAAUCUCUCAAUUGCAUUCUUCAAUUGCUCAAGCACUUAUCACGGAAGUUGGUACUCUUCAAGAAUCUGCCGAAAAAUUGACUGAAAUGAAUACACUUGUUUCAAAUUAUCUAAAAACAUCAACAGGAUCGAAAGACGUUGAAUCAGAAGUAUACAAGAAAUUAAUCAUGAUUAACUCAGAUCAUAAAGUAAGCGCUACAACAAUCGCUAAUAAACGUCGUGUUAUUGAAAAACUUCAACUGAUCAUAGAAGUAGCUGCCAUACCAGAGAAAUGGACGAGAGUGCUCGGACAGUCAACAUUUCCUGCACAAAAUGUUGGCAGUUUGCAGUCAAUUCUUGAAGAAGCGACAAAAGCUUUAUUACCUGAGAAUACUCCACCAAUUCUUGUUGGCCUUGUUGCUGCCAAGAACAGGGAAGCCGAUAUCAAUACAGCUUUAAUGCAAUUUUCAAAUAAUUUCACGAGAUUUUUCAUUAAUAUUUUCAAAUCUCCACAAGAACUUGAACAAUUAGCAUCGCAAUCGAAAGGAGCUACGAACAGACCUCGCAUUGAUACUUCUCAACCAGCUCAGCCUUUCUCAGUUAACUUAGAAAAUCAUACUUUACUUCGUGCCAUUUAUUCUUACUCCUGGAUCAUUCUUUGGAUCAAGAAUCGCUAUCCAGAUAACUUCAAGACCAUGGUUACCGCCUUCCACGAUGCUUCAAAGCUUACAACUCAAUCAUCUCUGAUUGAUGUCCUCGAGAAGUCAAUCAAACGUAUCACAGAGAUGGAGCCGACAAAGAAUAAAAACGAUCUGUUCUCUGCUGGCUCGAAUAUGAAGGAAGCACAAGCCCAAGAAAUCUGGGAUAUCCUAAACAAGACUUCCGACACCAUAUUCGACUCCAGCCUGAAAGAGAAAAUUAUUCUGAUGGAGUUCUGGGGCGUAGAACAGUACCUCGACGAUUUAAUUCCGAAAGCCGUUUUAGAUAAGAUCGAAAGCAUGUGGAUGCAUGCAGGAAAGUUCGAUAUGUUCUUCAUUCUCCGUGGUGCCUCACUGAAUAACGAGAUAAUCAGCCAGAAAAACCUUCCUUUGGAGUCAAUUGUCGAAGCAUUGGGUCAUAAAUGGGACAAAUACAUCGAAAAGCAGUCCAAACUCAUUAUGGCCGAGAAGUUCGAGUACAAGAAGACCACAACUCUCGCUCCUUGUAAAGCAUUUCCCAAAUUCGUACAUUAUUUGCUUUCAAAGAAGCUCGAAUACGAUAAUGAGCUUCUUGAAGAUGCUUUCGACAAGCUAUGCACUGCGUUAACAGAUUGGUUGGUCCAAAUCGUUGCUCCUAAAGCCGAAAAGAAGAAACAAGAAAGAUUAAUUGUUGUCAACACUUUUUACAUGUUUAACAAGCUGAAGAAAUCGAAAACUCUCAAGGAAAGUACUGGUUUCCAACAGACAAUGGAUACAAUGCAGGAAUUCAUGAAGCAACACAUCGAUUUCUUGUUGAGAGAUUUAGUUUCGAAACAAUGGAAAAAUGCAACAAAAUUUUUCACUCAAAUUACAACUUGGAGAACAGAAUGCGGCUUAUCUCCUGAUGUAGUGACAUUCCAACCAUCACAUACUGAUGAGAAGUUCCAGGAAUUAGUUAAAGACUUGGAAAAGAAUUUUCAAUCUAAUUUCAGUGCUUGUCAAACUGUAAUCAACAAUAAAAUCAAAGAGACUGAACUGAGAGAAUUGAUUCUAAAGAGAUUAUCGCCUUACGUUGACGAAAUGUGGAAAGAAUGGGAUGAUUUCGCAAUUUCUUGUUACAAUGAAGGAAUUUUACCUACACCGGAAACUGUUCAUAAUAUAAUGUUCCAUGAUUAA
Messenger RNA from Trichomonas vaginalis G3, 2100 nucleotides. RefSeq names its product Sec3/syntaxin-related family. The record is from RefSeq and is a predicted model, not a curated record. Bases 1 to 2100 code for a protein of 699 amino acids. Gene Ontology annotation, cellular component: exocyst; plasma membrane. Gene Ontology annotation, biological process: Golgi to plasma membrane transport; exocytosis. Gene Ontology annotation, molecular function: phosphatidylinositol-4,5-bisphosphate binding. NCBI's taxonomy places the organism in Eukaryota, Parabasalia, Trichomonadida, Trichomonadidae. The transcript has a single exon.